UUGUAAAAUGUCAACUAGUUUUACUUGCAAAGAUGUUUUCUUGUCUUUUGAAGAUCUAAAAGCAAAUAUUAAAAAAUACGAAGAUGCUAAUUUUGUGCAAUUAUGGAUGAGAGACGCCAAGACAAUUAAUGCUGCUAGAAAAAGCAUUCCAAAGAGAGCAAGUAUUAUGGCUCCACAAAUUAAAUACUCUUUUAUAAAGUACUGCUGCAUUCAUGGUGGACAAAAAUUUAAAUAUAAAGGUUUUGGAAAACGUCAAACUUCGACAUAUAAAAAAGAUUGCCCUUUCUACCUACACUUUAAGGCAUCGGAGGAUGGACAAGCAUUAAUCUUGCAAGAAUUUAACAAUACACAUAAUCACGAAGUAUCUGAAAUUUUCUAUAAACACUUACCUAAUCAAAGAAGACUACCUGAUUAUGCUAUUGCUAAAGCAGAAACCUUGUUAGGUUUGAAAGCUAACAAAAAAUUACUACAACGAGAAUUGUUAAAUGAGACUGGGAAAAUGAUAACGCUCCGAGAUUUAUCAAAUAUUGCUGCUUCUGCACACAAAAGUGACACCCGAAAUGAUUUAACAGCCUUUAUUACAACUUUAAAGGAAAAAUAUAAUUUUUUUAUGCACAGUGCCUACAACGCAUAUCCUGAGUUUUUAUGCAUGGAUGCGACAUAUAAAUUGUUAGAAAUUCGACUGCCUGUUUAUAUUCUGCUAUGCGAAGAUGGAGCUGGUGAAAGUGAAAUAGCUGCUGUAGGUUUGCUCACGCAUGAAGAUGCUGCGUCUCUUAGUUGGUUUGUUGAAAGAUUUAAGAGUUUCAAUAUUGCUUGGCCAAAGACAAAUGUCUUCAUGACAGACAAAGACUUAACAGAAAGAGAGAUUUUACGUAGUGCUUUUCCUGGGGUUUCUCUAUUACUCUGCUUAUUUCACACCAUGAGAACUUUCAAUCGUGAGAUUACAACUUCCAAACUUGGGAUAACAAGCGGUGAACGGACUUCAUCUUUAGAACUUAUACAGAAAUUGGCUUACGCUACAUCAGAAGAAGUUUAUGAUGAACUAUAUAGAUUAUUUAUUUCAUCUUCUCCAACUACUGUUGUAGAUUAUUUUAACAAGAACUGGCAUAAUAUUCGUGUUGAUUGGGUUCUUGGUUUAAAUUUUGCUAGUGGAAAUUUCAUGAACAGCACCAACAACCGCCUUGAAAAUUUCAAUGGCAAAUUAAAAGAAGUGAUUGACUGCAACAGUUCCUUAGAAAAUUUCCUGGAUAAAUUUUAUGUUGUUCUAGCAUCAAUGCGUAACGAGAGAGAUCAUAAGACUAUUUUUCAAAUGCAAAAAGUUCUGGUUGACAUGUUUGAUCCCAACUCAGCAGAGGCAGCAUAUAAGAAAGUUCUAACAUUGUAUGCAGCUCAACAUGUUUUAAAGCAAAUGAGCUUGCGUGGAGACAUUAAUUUGUUACAAAGAGAAAAUGAAUACUUUAUGGUAAAUACCACUGAAGGUCUGCAUACAGUGACUUGGAAUUUUUGUUCAUGUAUGUUUAGAAAGUCAAUGCACUUACCUUGUAGACAUAUUUUUGCUGCUCGCCAAUUCCUUAGAUUAAAUUUAUUUGAUAUUGACUUAUGUGCUGAACGCUGGACAUUAAAGUACUAUCGGCAGCAUCAACGAGCUUUUAAUAGUCCUAUAAUGGCUGAUGAGUUGAGAUCUGUAGAGUUUCAUGUAGCUCCAAAAAAAAAACUCCUUUCUCAGCAUGAGAAGUUUAAACUUGCUCUACAGGAAACAUCAUUUCUUGCUACCCUUGUUUCUGAAACCACUGGACAGACUUUUGAACAACGUCUCAGUCUUUUACAAUCUCUAAAAAAAGGUUGGACUGAUGGAAAGGUCAUGUUAGUUAAUGAACUUAUUGAUGUGGACAUUUGUUCAUCAAAAACAGAAAGUACAUUACCUAGUGCAUUAACUAUAGUUACAGAAUCUCCAAUAAAUUCAUUGGGAUGUGUAUCUGGAGUUAAUGGUGUAAACACUUCAGUAGCGCCGUUAGUAGUCAGUGAUAAAAAUGUUUUAAGCACUAAAAAAAAUGUUUCACAAUUAACUACAGAGUAUGCAAUUGAUAACGACAGCAUUUUAUUAGAGGAAGCUAUUAUUUCUGAAAAACCUCAACAUGAAGAGUUAACAUCUGUGAAGAAUUAUGCAGAGUCUCACCUGAACAGGAUUCGGGUGCCGAAACAUGUUUCUCGAUGUGGACGACCUAAAGGUUCUACUCUGACCACUAUUGGUUUGCCAAAAAAGCGACAACCUAAUUUGUAUGAAAAAAGAGUACCUUUUUUGAAAUUACAUCCAUCAAAAAGACAUGCUAUGAUGCUGGGUUGGUUUUUAAAACCAGAUGAUGUCCAUAAAGCUCUUUCUGGAGUUCUCAUUGAAAGUAAUUGUAUUGAAAAAAGAGUCAAUCAUAUCUCAUCUGCUAUUCUUGAUGAAAGUGCUGGAGGAGCUCUUUUGUCGCUACAAGGGUAUUUUACCCCAGAUGGAUGGAAAGUACUCCAUGAACUAAUUGAUACCAAAUCUCGUCAAAAAGUUUGGCCUUGUGCUGUGUGCCAAAAAAGCACUUGCUUGGGUAAUGACAUUGGGGACUCAGUAGGAUGUGAUUCAUGCCUUUUGUGGUUUCACAAAAAAUGUGUUGGUCAGAAAGAAGGAAAUCUUCUAAAAUCAAAAUACUGGUUUUGUCAUUCUUGUUAG
Hydra vulgaris (swiftwater hydra) is the source of this 2707-nucleotide messenger RNA. RefSeq names its product zinc finger SWIM domain-containing protein 1-like. Gene Ontology annotation, molecular function: zinc ion binding. The record is from RefSeq and is a predicted model, not a curated record. NCBI's taxonomy places the organism in Eukaryota, Metazoa, Cnidaria, Hydrozoa, Anthoathecata, Hydridae.